CCCGCCGCGACCUUAAGGGCGAGUCGUGGAGUCGGUGUUGUUAUCGAGACCUGCGAGCCACAGUGUUGCUUUCUUGCGCCGCUUCCUUGCGCCGCGGGUGACGUUGCUGAAACAUGAAUCUUCCCCUUCUCCUGACUGCCCUUUGCUUGGGAAUAACCUCAGCGACUACCAAGUAUAACCAGAGUCUGGAUGCAGAAUGGCAACAGUGGGUGUCCAAGCACAGGAGGUUGUAUGGCACGCAUGAAGAAGGGUGGAGGAGAACAGUGUGGGAGAAGAAUAUGAGAGCAAUACAACUCCACAAUCAAGAGUACAGCCAAGGGAAGCAUGGCUUCACCAUGGCAAUGAAUGCCUAUGGGGACAUGACCAGUGAAGAAUUCAGACAGGUGAUGAAUGGUUUUCAAAUGCGUAAACACAAGAAGGGGACGAAAAGGUUCAGGGCGCCUCUCUUUCAUCCACACCCCAAGUCUGUGGAUUGGAGAGAGAAAGGCUGUGUGACUCCUGUGAAGAACCAGGGCGCGUGUGGUUCUUGUUGGGCCUUCAGUGCAGUUGGAGCCCUGGAAGGUCAGAUGUAUCUGAAGACUAGCAAGCUCGUGUCACUGAGUGAACAGAACCUGGUGGACUGCUCCCGUGCUCAGGGCAAUCAAGGCUGCAAUGGUGGGCUCAUGGACAAUGCUUUUGAGUAUGUUAAGGAAAACAAAGGUCUGGAUACUGAGGAGUCCUAUCCAUAUGUUGCAAGGGAUACGGGUGCUUGUAAUUAUAAGCCUGAAUAUUCUGCUGCCAAUGACACUGGCUUCGUGGAUAUCGACCAGAAUGAGAAGCAUCUCCUCGCAGCAGUGGCAACUGUAGGGCCUGUCUCUGUUGCCAUUGAUGCAGGCCAUUCAUCCUUCCAGUUCUACCAAUCAGGUAUUUAUUAUGAGCCAGACUGCAGCAGCAGUGAUCUGGAUCAUGGUGUUCUGUUGGUUGGCUAUGGUUUUGAUGGAAAAGAUCCAAAUAAAAAUAAAUACUGGCUUAUCAAGAACAGCUGGGGUGAAGAAUGGGGCUGGCAAGGCUACGUGAAACUAGCCAGAGACGAAAAUAACCACUGUGGAGUCGCAACAGCAGCCAGCUAUCCUACGGUGUGAGCUAACGAGUGGUGACAAUAGAGGACUUAAGGACAGCAUGUCUGAAGGAAGUUGAUCUUAAAACUGACCAAACCCUUAAUGUGUAAGAUAAAAUACUUGAAUCAUUGAGGAUCCAAGUUGUGAUUUGAAUUCUGUGACAUUUUUCUAAGGGUAAAAUGUUAACACUAUAAUUAGAUAUAAAUAGCUUUAUAAUGUUGAAGACUCAUGCUCAUUUCUAAGACUUUUGAAUUUUCAUUUUUUUAAAGGUUAUAUAAUACAGGCUUUAUCUUUUCAAAUAAAUUUUAAUUCACU
Molecule: messenger RNA, 1412 nt
Organism: Suncus etruscus (white-toothed pygmy shrew)
Lineage: Eukaryota; Metazoa; Chordata; Mammalia; Eulipotyphla; Soricidae
Product: procathepsin L-like
Exons: 8
Coding region: 114-1121 (335 amino acids)
Biological process (GO): immune response
Cellular component (GO): lysosome
Molecular function (GO): cysteine-type endopeptidase activity
Source: RefSeq, a predicted model, not a curated record